AUGUCCUUCCUUCAAACCCUCCUUCAAUCUUUGCGGGACAACGUUGCUGUUCUCGAACAUGAAGUCCAACAACACGACCUAGGAAUCCCCCAAGUAUGGGACUCGGAAGCUUCUACAAAGUUCGACGACCCUGAACAUCUGAUCUCUUGGCAAGCAUUUGAGGCUAUUGAAAAGAUUCGCGUUGACGUUCGCGCUCUCGAUGCAGCGGUUACGCCCAACCACAUCAAGCUGCUUGAGAUGGGUUUGCAGCCAGCGCGGACGAGUGCACUUAAUGUGGCAGUGUCCCUUGGUAUCACAGAUGUGAUCAAAGAUCUUGGGGGCGAUGCGAAGCUUGAGGAUUUAGCUAGCCGACUAAAUGUCAAUGAGCAGAAACUAGGAAGGGUCUUGAGAACCUUGGCUACUGAGUAUAUCUACCAAGAAAAGCAGCCAGGUGUUUUCAGCAAUACGCGGCAUAGUAAGACUCUCGAAAAGGAAGGCAGUGCUGCUCAAUUUCUGUCCCUCUUUGAAUGGUCUAACAAGCAAAGAGCGGACGAGGGCUUGAGGAGCUCUGCAGGUCUGCUGUCGCAUAUGACAGACACCAAGACCAAAGACUCUUAUCUGGCCACAGAUGCUCCAUUCUGUUCCACAGUUGCACAGAAUGGCGAAACAUUUUUCGAGCAUAUUGGUCAUCCCGAGAACUCCGGGGCUGCGCUUAAGGUGAUCAAGGGUGUUGUACCAUGGCUAAACGACCUUCAGCCGGCCAUCGAGAGCCUGAAGACCAGCCUGCCAGAGGAUAUUGCGCAAAAGGCUGCCGAAGGGAAAGUCGAAUGUGUCGUACAGGACUACUUCGAAGACAACGCAGCAGAGGGUGACAUAUGGUACCUCAGGGGAGUUCUGUGA
Molecule: messenger RNA, 879 nt
Organism: Colletotrichum scovillei
Lineage: Eukaryota; Fungi; Ascomycota; Sordariomycetes; Glomerellales; Glomerellaceae
Exons: 5
Coding region: 1-879 (292 amino acids)
Molecular function (GO): methyltransferase activity
Source: RefSeq, a predicted model, not a curated record